Molecule: messenger RNA, 1820 nt
Organism: Orbicella faveolata
Lineage: Eukaryota; Metazoa; Cnidaria; Anthozoa; Scleractinia; Merulinidae
Product: selenoprotein F-like
Source: RefSeq, a predicted model, not a curated record
AUUCUACUGUCGCUUGUGAGUUGUGCAAAAUGGAUUGGACGAACUAUAUGUCUCCUUUCCUCUCCAUUUUCUUGGCGCUUAUUCAGUUCACACUAUCAGAAUUGACUCCAGAACAAUGCAGAGACAUGGGAUUUUCAGUGAACUUACUUUGUAGCUCGUGUGACGAGUUAAAACCUUUCAAUCUCACAGAAUCUUCCCUAGAACAGAAUUGCCGAAAGUGUUGUCACGCAGACGGUCAAGAUGAAGCCACGAAGAGAUAUGCCUUUGCUACUCUUGAAGUGUGUAGCUGAAAGUUGGGGAGGUUCCCUCAAAUUCAGGCCUUUGUCCGGAGUGACAGGCCUACUAAGUUUCCAAACCUUAGGAUGAACUUUGUACGAGGGGCUGAUCCCAUUCUAAAGCUUCAUGAUGAAAAUAAUGAUGUAAAAGAGGUUUUAAGCAUUGAAAAGUGGAAUACAGACAGUGUGGAAGAAUUUCUUAAUGAGAGACUUGUAAAAUAGACUGUUGAUGUUGUAUGAAGAGGACACCUUGUGCAUUGUAAAUAUGAAGACUUCACCUAAAACCCAUAAUUGGUGUGUGAAGUUGGAGGACACACUGUACAAAGGACUUCUGUUUCAUUAUUUAAAGAUUAUGUAACUAUUUGAUAGAUGUUAAAAUAUGACCUUAUAUGCAAAAAUAUCAUCAGCACUUAAGAGUCACAUACUACAUUCUUUCUCCACAUGUUUACACAGACUAUGUAGACUGGAUCCCAAUACGCAUAUUUUAGGUGAUUCUAGUCUAAAUCUUGACCACUGAAAACUGAGAAUGAAACUGGCAAUUGCACAGUCAAGGAUAACAGCUAGUUUUCCUACUGUUUGUAUGAUGACUUUACUGUAAACUGUAUAAUAAGGUUGUAAAGUUGGAGGCCUUUAACAGAAGGAAAUCAAUGCGGUCUAUUCUUGCACUAUUCAAUUCCAGUGGUAUAUGUGAAUUUAGAUGCAAAUAGCUAGCAGUUAAUAAACUACUUUUUCUGGGUACCUAUCGAUAGAUAUAGUUCUCUCAAGAUUCUAUAUACUAACUGCUUUGGGGUAUUGUUUUUUCUUUUUUUGCAAACUAUCUUAGUGUGCUCUGGUAUUUCCACUCUGGUACUGUACUUCCCAAUUUUUUUGGAUAAUUUUCAUGCCUGUUUGCUCUGAAGUGUCAGCUGUGUUUUCACAGUUAGCCCCCAAGCGGCUCUUUGGGGUUAAGUACAAGAAGACAGCUGACACUUCAGACUAAGCCUGUUAAACGACUUUAUUAUACAUUGUAGUCACCAUCUGUCUUCUCAUUGGCUAAAAGCCUACAAAUAAUUCUGGGAAACAGCGCAACCUACAGAUUAUUCACUAAUCUGCUAGCAGAUUAGUGAAUAAUCCGUGGGUUGUGCGUGCAAUGCAUAAUUUCCAAGAACAAUGUCAAGUUCACGUAAGAACAUGGCUUGUCAAAAGUUAACUGUGUUUGGUGUGAUAAUGCGUUUGUCGUUAUUUUCUUUAAAACAAUGUAUAAGAAAACGAUACUGUUAUGAGAUUCAGUUUUUGUGAUAUCCAGAAUAAUCAAGGUCUCAGUUAGUGUUAUCAGCUUCAGCCUUCAGCUUUGGCUGAUAACACUUGUUUUGAACUGAACUUCUUUACAAGGAAAACUUUCUUCUGGAUAGUCAAACCAUGUGGGCAAAAUCACCCUCACAUCUAGUCAAUUUGCCUGGUUACCAAGCACCUAAUGAAACCCCUAAGGGGUGGGGUAGGGAGUGUGGGGGCAUUAAUUUUCCUAAAAAAGUCAAGCAAUGACUAAUUUUCCAGGGGAACUUCAAA